This is a messenger RNA of Triticum aestivum (bread wheat), 1485 nucleotides long. RefSeq lists its product as uncharacterized. Gene Ontology annotation, cellular component: mitochondrial matrix. NCBI's taxonomy places the organism in Eukaryota, Viridiplantae, Streptophyta, Magnoliopsida, Poales, Poaceae. The record is from RefSeq and is a predicted model, not a curated record. Bases 404 to 1216 code for a protein of 270 amino acids. The transcript is spliced from 3 exons.
AUUUCAGGGAUGUUACGUAGGUUCUGGAAUCAUCAUCUAUCUCCUUAAAAGUGUAAUAAGUGUUUCAUCCAUAUCCAGAAUCAAUUCAAUAUCAAAGUAGUCCAAGGACCUAUACUUUACCUAGCAUGACACACUUACUACACUCUGAGGAUCUGAAUGGUGAUUUUCAUAUUUUGAUGACCUAUCUGACACCCUUGAAAUAUAGUUGAAGAACCUACUGUGCGUUUCCCUCCUAGAAAAAAAAAGUAAAAAAGCAAGCUUCUGCUGUCACUGGCGUGCGGGCCACACACACCCGGACCAACGGCGGCGCACCUCUCUCUCGCCUCCUCGUCGUCUUAAUCCAAACCCAAAACCCCUCCUCACCUUAUCCCCUCCCCCAUUCCCUUCUCCCCCUCCCUCCGCCAUGGCCUCCUUCGUCUCCGCCUCCUCCACCACCACAGCACUCCUCUGCUCCGCCCCUCCCGCCUCCCGCGGCGGGCUCGUGGGAGCGUGGGCGGCCCCGGCCCGGCGCGCGCUCGCGGCUCCACUGCGCGCGGCAGCGGCGCAGGGGUCAGCCAACUCCGCGCCGGUCAUGAUGGAGAGCAAGGUCAAGAAGAGGAACAAGAAGGGCGCCGGCGCCGGGGGCCUCCCCGCCGCCAUCGACCUCGAGAUCCGGGAGGCCGAGCAGUACCUCGCCACCGACGGACAGGAACCUACUCCAGAAGACUUUCCCUUUGAAAUGGUCGAUGAAGAUGGGAUGAGCGUGGUUAUUCUGAAAAGGGACUACAAGGAUGAGAAGAUUGAGGUCAUUGUCAGCAUGCCUAAUAUGGAAGGGGAUCCUGAGUUUGAUGAAGAUGACGAGGCCGAUGAGGAGGCGGCUGCCAAGGACGAAGACGAUGAAGAUGAGGGCGGCGAAGAUAGCAGCCUUGCUAUGAAGGUGAUAGUCUCCAAGGGAUCUGGCCCGAACCUCGAGUUCACCUGCACAGCCUUCCGCGAGGAGAUCACCAUUGACGACAUGAUGAUAGCAGAGAAAACAGAGCCUGAUGCAGAGAAGUUCCCCUUUGAAGGCCCUGAAUUCACCGAGCUUCCUCCAAACGUGCAGAAGGGCCUGUUCAAGUUCCUGGAGGUGCGAGGUGUGACGCUGACGACAACCAACUUCAUGCACGACUACAUGAUCACCAAGCAGACCAAGGAGUACGUCCGGUGGAUGACCAAGCUCAAGGGUCUGGUCCAGUAGUGAGGUUGAACAGAUGGCCUUGCUGCGUGACUCGACAGCAAAUUUUGGUAGCGUAGCCUUCUAUCACGCGUAGCAAGAGCAGUAAGAACUGAGAACCCUGUGAAACCAGUAGUAUGAAGUGUAUUUGUAGUCCUGAAUCAGCAGCUAGGAAGAGUGAGUUUCAUUUGUGUUUUGGAGCUGGCCGGUGAAAAUCCUGUAGAAAGGUGGUUACCAGCAAUGAAACAAGACUUCCUAAGUUCCUAAGCUUAAUACAAGCGGUGUUACUUCCA